GGGCGAGCGGACACAGGGGACGGCUCAGGGCAAACACAUUCCCCAGGAAAGGCCUCGCAGGACACAACAACGCCGGAGCGGUCUGGGGGACAAAAGGAGCCAGAUCUGCAAAAGCAAGAGGAACGCGGGGAGCUUCUUCAGCCGCUGAUCUUCGUUUUGCUGGUGUUAUGCUCGGUCCUGCUGUACUUCAAAGUGUCUCUUAUGGAUCCGGGUUUUGUUAAGCCUGAAGAAGAAGUGAAGGAAGGUGAAGAUAAAGGAGAAGGUGUGGUGAUCCCUCAGAUUCCUGGUGACAUUAAGCUGCGGCGCUGUGGUUACUGUCUGGUGAAGCAACCCAUGAGAGCCAAGCACUGCCAGCUGUGCCAGCACUGUGUGCGGCGCUACGACCACCACUGCCCCUGGCUUGAGAACUGUGUAGGAGAAAGGAAUCACCCACUCUUCAUAGUCUACCUGAGCGUGCAGCUUGUGGUUCUGCUGUGGGGAGGCCAUGUUGCUUGGUCAGGCCUCUACUUUGAACAAUCUCAGAAGUGGCUGCAGCACAACAUUUUCCUCCUUGUGUCCUUCCUCCUGAUAUUCAUAUUCACCAUUGUGGUCCUGCUGCUGCUUGUUUCCCACCUGUACCUGAUCUCAUGCAACACCACGACCUGGGAGUUCAUGUCGCACCACCGCAUCUCCUACCUGCGGCACUCCGAGCUGGAGAACCCCUUUGACCAAGGGAUAAUCCUCAAUCUCUGGAGAUUCUUCUGCUCACGCCACCUCACUGCAUGGGAGAACAUCUAUUUUCACAGGAACAGUGAGCCUGUCUAGUCCCAGUGUGCCAACACGCCUGGCAGGCCGCUGGGUAAAGCUUUGCUAAAGCAAUGGCUGCUGUUUCCUUGCACUGAACUUUACUCCAUCAUGGACUAUAGAACCUGCUCCACAACCCGUUCAUCUGCAGAUUAUGUUUCAGGGAUAGUCAGGGUUAUUUUUUAUAUAUAAAUAACACUGUUAAAGGCAAGAAUCCAGUUCUGGGAAGGACAAAGCCAGCAGAGCUGAUUUCCAGACUGACCAAAGUACCUCUCUAAAUUUACUUCCUUUUGUUAAGUGCAUCCACUUCUUUCCAGAAGAAAUGCAAGAUUAGUGUGACUAUUCAUGUUCUCUUCUCCAAGGUCUCCCUUGCCUUUUGCUGCUAGGGAACAGCAGCAAUUACAGAUAAAACCAGCCAGGAUUGGUUUAAUUCCUGUGGCCUUUUUUCAGCCAAGUUCUGGCUGUGAGAACUGCAGUGCCUUUUGGCAGUAAUAUCAGGCAUGUAACAGAAAUAUUUAAGUAAAUAUUUAGAGAGUAAAAAGCAAAUUUUAUUUUAUCCACAUGCCUCAAUACUUUCAACAAAGACUUAAGGCUUAAUAAUGUUAAUGGGAAUGAGAAAGAGCUGUAAGAUACCCAAUUAAUGUUAUGAGAUAAUUAACCUGUAUUUUUUGAUGUCCUGAGCAGCUUCCUCACAGCUUUUUAAGUUGAUGAUGCUGCUAACAAUUCACUGUUUUGAAUCAAAUCAGUGAAGAAUGAUACCAUUGCUUUUCUUUGGACAGAAAAGUAAUCCUUGGCUACUGAGUUAUUUCUGCAGAUAACAUCAUGCUCAGGCCUUUGUUGUAGCUUGGGAGAGAAGCAGGAGCAGAGGUGGGUCCCUCUUGCCUAACUCAAGUAACACUUGGUAAAACUACUACUACCUCAACUCACUACUGACAUUUUAAUACAAUUUCAGUGUAAAAGCAAAGCUGUCAGGUCCCGGUUGAUUAACUGAGAUGAGAGAUGCUGACACUUUUCAGGACAGCAACAAGAGGACCUGUUUUCCAUUGAAAUAAAAGGUCCUACUUCAGAUUUCCAUGGGGAAGUAAAAGGAAGUUUGGGAUGACCGAUCUUCGCUUUAAAACAAAAAAGGCUGUGGUGUGAUUUUUAGUCCUGACCCUUUUCUGUUAAAACAAAAACAAACAAAACAAGAAAAACAACCACAACAAAAUGUUAGUUAAAAAUAUCUUGUGCCUUAAUUGUCUUGGCUCAGGAAUUAACAGCAACUCAGAACCACAGACGGUGUAGUUACUAACACGGCACAACAGUCCUAAAGCAAUUUAAAUGCAGCAAAAGAUGCUUUUUUUGACCAGCUCCAGAGUUUGUAGUCUGUGCACAGUCUGGUUUGUUCAAAGUAGCUUUAUCAGAGGGAUACCAGAAUGGUAAGGAUUGCUUUUGAAAAGCUGCUACACCAUUCAGAAGGAUUCUGCAGUUUGCUUGUGUUGCUGUGAUACCUGCUAAAGUGUGGAUCAUGUGUCACAUUGCAGUUCCUGGUUCUUCAGGUAUCAGUCAAGUGAAAGUUUAUCAGCAGGUACAUACAACAGCUCCAACCAGUUUUGCUGUGUUUGGUAUUUAUUUAAAAUACACCUAGGUGAUAAAUUACCAUUUUUUUUACUCAACUGUAAAUUAUAAAAUAAAAGAUUAAAUAUGCAUUUUUAAAUUCUCUAUGACUCUCUCUUCGAACCCAAGUUCUAGGUUUCACCUGUGCUAACAAUCCACUGUGCUACCUCCCACUGCACAGUGGCAUUGAACUAAAGCCACAAAACAUACCACAGGGGCCAACAGCAGCUGCCACUCAAACAAGAGUGAGGAAAAUGGGUAUCCUGCUCUAAACAGGCCAGUGCACUGCCAGGGCGAGCAGGAGGUUGGAAGGAUCUUUGUACAUGGGAAUUUUCAGAAGCAGCUAUACUUGGCUCUGAAAAUAGAAAAUCUAGGCUCAGUGUGAAAUAUCCCUGGUUUAAAUAAACAGAGCUCUUACCUUACUGAAUCCUGAAGCACUGGGACCUGUCUUGGCUUAACAAUUCCCUAGAUCCUUGUCUCCAGCUACAGGACAGCUGCCCUAGUCCCACUCCUGUCUUUGUCUGGUGAAGACAAACUGAAAGAGCAAUGAUUGUGUCCUUGCUUGCAUCAGAUGCCUUAUCUCUAAAAACCCUUCCCUUUUCGCCCAAUGAGCUAACAUUAUGAAUUUAAGACAUGAAAAUGUAUCUUAUCAAGUAUAAUUACAAGAUAGAUUACAAGGCAAUUAAAUCACCUUUAACUCA
Cyanistes caeruleus (blue tit) is the source of this 3080-nucleotide messenger RNA. NCBI's taxonomy places the organism in Eukaryota, Metazoa, Chordata, Aves, Passeriformes, Paridae. The record is from RefSeq and is a predicted model, not a curated record.